Molecule: messenger RNA, 408 nt
Organism: Orbilia oligospora ATCC 24927
Lineage: Eukaryota; Fungi; Ascomycota; Orbiliomycetes; Orbiliales; Orbiliaceae
Exons: 1
Coding region: 1-408 (135 amino acids)
Source: RefSeq, a predicted model, not a curated record
AUGCCUUCCUCAGUAACCUCAAGUACUUCCUCGGACGACUAUAAAAUGCCGAGUCGUCACUGUACCUCUCUCCGGGACCAUAACCAGGUCAAAUUCCUGAACCGUUCCGCAAACACAAAUACCUACCGUCUCCAACAACUACAAAUCCCCCUUAUCGAGCUCACAGAUAAGAUCUCUGAGUAUCAUAAUGAGCAAGACGGUUCCCCCACAGACCGACAGGAGAGAGCGGAAAUGAUCCUAAAACGCAACAGACUCGCGGAACAAGUUGCCAGGAUUAUCGAUGAGAUCAACGGAGAGCAGCAUAGAGACUGGGAAGACGUUCUCGAAGCUGCAUGGAUGGAUGGUGAUGAUUUUAACUCCGAGACGAGUUCUAGUGUUGGAGAAGAUGACGUGAGCAUGAGGGCAUAA